This is a messenger RNA of Macrosteles quadrilineatus (aster leafhopper), 1301 nucleotides long. RefSeq names its product U8 snoRNA-decapping enzyme. The transcript is spliced from 3 exons. Gene Ontology annotation, biological process: mRNA catabolic process; sno(s)RNA catabolic process. Gene Ontology annotation, cellular component: nucleus. The coding region runs from base 384 to 1127 and encodes 247 amino acids. The record is from RefSeq and is a predicted model, not a curated record. Gene Ontology annotation, molecular function: phosphodiesterase decapping endonuclease activity; snoRNA binding. Lineage: Eukaryota; Metazoa; Arthropoda; Insecta; Hemiptera; Cicadellidae.
GAUAAGAUAGCACUCAAAGCAGAAUUUGUUAGCCUUGCCUUAGCCAUAACCUCCAGGGCUACAUAACCUCAAUGUUUUAUCUAUGUAAAUCAAUUGUCAAAGUGUUUAAUUUUUGAAUAGCCUAAUAAAUUGGCUUAUGGCAUCUUACAUUUUAACUGUAGUGAAUUAUAUAUAGCCUAGUCUAAGUUUAACAACAGUGUGCUCGUGUUUAUUAAAAAGUUAGCAGGGCCUGACUAAUUUUAACUAACUUAAGCUAGUAUUAUGGUUCCAGUCUUAUGAACAGUUUUGAAUUCAUCACAAGCAGGGGUAAUGCUAGGUCUAGCCUGUUUUUCAUUGACAAAUAAUUAUUGAAAUUACCCCACCAGAAGAAGAUACCAAUAUCAAUGUUUAUAGUAAAUUCAUUGUGCAGGACCAAAAUCAACUGGAAGACAACCUCUAAGAGCUUAUUGAAAAUUAUGGCUUCUGAUACAGGAGAUCGAACUUGGGGCCAUUUAGCCUCAACAGAACAUUUUGGCAGGAUAACUGACUCUUCAGACUACAUUCAAGUAGAUAGAGACAAUUUGAAGAAUGAUCCAUAUUUUAAUAGUACACAGGCGAGUCAUUGUAUGAUCUUUGCUAGAAAUGACAAGAAAACCUUUGGUGUUUACAACCCAAGAGCUGCCAUAUUAAUGCAGAUGCGGUUUGAUGGCAAUUUGGGUUUUCCUGGAGGACUGGUUGAUGAUGGGGAACAACCAGUCGAAGCUCUUAAUCGAGAACUUAGUGAAGAAAUGAACUUGGAUGUAAAAAAACAUCAUGUCUCUGAAUCAGACUACGUUGUAUCACAUUGGAGCAUAGCCAAGCGAUUAUGUUUACACUUCUACGCUCUAGAAGUCAGUUUAGAUGAAAUAUUGGAAAUUGAAAAGACAGCUCUGUUAGCUAAAGAUUAUGGAUCAGAGGUCCUAGGCACGGUUAGAGUUCCACUGUACACCAUGGGAGAUGGUUACCGAGGUUUUCCUACUUUCCUGUCAAACGCCUUCAUCGGCAACUCUCGUCUGCAGCUGCUUCAGGCCCUGCGGCAUCUCAACAUUCUGACCGACCAAGAGAUACAACUGGCCCAAAAGGCUGUGCCACUGCCACUCAAAUCAUGAAAACAGUUCAAACUAGCUGUAGAUAUCCUUUAACAUUCUUGACUUUUACGUCUUUCUUAAAGAACAGCUUUAAAUAUAAAAUUAAAAGUCAAAUUUUAUAAAAUUUAUUAUUUUAAAAUUAUUUAAUCACGUUAUAAAAUAUAUUGUUUUCAGUAAAAUAUCAAAGUUUUAUUG